CGUAAGCAGUGCCACAUCAGCAAUGCCACGUCAGACACAGUGCCACGUCAGCAACAUGACGGGCCUGCCAGGCCAACUGGUCAAUGAGCCCAUUGCCGACUACAAAAAGCGCUUCCAGGCUCAGUUUGCUGUAAUCGAGGCUGAGGAACAACGCCAGCCUGCAGCCAAGGCUGCCCAGCUACAGGCUGACGAAACGGCAGCAGCAGAGAAGCUCCGGCUACAGGCCGAAGUAGACGCAGAGGCCCAGGCUCGCCGCAAGGAAGCCCAGGAUCUGCUGCAGCGGCAUGAAGCAGCCAUCGUUGACAUACUCAAAUUCUGGUACUUUGAACCCAACGGCGACGACGCGACACCGGAAGAGCAGCAUAAGGAGUUUCUCUCCAAACUCGUGACAUGGCUGUUGUACACUUGCAACUACCAACAGUCCGAGUUGGAAAAACAGUACCAGGACCGAACGCAACAGCAUCAGGAGUUGGCGAAGCUCCGCCGCACAGUGCAGAGCCAGGAGGAUGCAACUUGGGCACUCAAUGCCCGAAUGCUGGACCUGGAACAAGCUGUACCAGGACCAGCUGCUGGGUCUUCCAGCAGUGCAACCUCUAGCCGCCAACUGGAGGAACGCGUUGACCACGUAGUGGAAAUGCUCGGCGACAUCAGCACCUUCGCUGCGCCCACCACCAUCAUCGAGCAGCUGCAGUCGACGAACGAGGAUGACAAUCCGAAGAUGUACAAGAUGCCAACUUUCCAACUGGACAAGUUCGACGACUACACACAGCAGGAUCCGGUCCUCUGGUGGGAAGCAUUCACAACGCAACUCAAGAUUCUGCCCAUCACCAAGCACGCGUACAUCGGCGCCCUGUUCCUGAACUCAAAGGGCGGAUGCCAGACCUGGUUGAGCCACCUGGCAACCUCUCACGACGUCGACGUACCGGACUUGAAGGACAAAAUCACAUGGGAGGAACUGACACGGCUGUGGAAGAAGCGAUUCAUCUUCGACGACGCGCCGACACUCGCCAUCAACCGUUUGUUCACCAUGUCACAAGGCAACACUGCAACACGGGAUUGGCUCACGGAGUGGCAGAAGAUUGCGGCAGUGCCCAAUCUGGACUUGCCAUUCACGCAUCUACGCCGUGAGUUCUACAACAGGUCCUGUGCUGCAUUGAGCCAGGCUCUUGGUGAUCGCGAGCAGUACUCAACCUUCGCUGAGAUCAUUGACAAGGCAAGGGAAAUCAUCAAGACCAACUGGUCAGCUGCACACGAGAAGUCAACAUGGCAGUCGACCUAUGUGGAGAAGGUACGAACUAGUCCGCGACAGCAGCACUUCGCUGCAGUCCAGUCGGGCAGUGGAGAUAACCCAGCAGCCACUCCAGCAUCAAGUGACGGAGAUCAGGUGGCUGCUGUCCAGCCGCGAAGCAACAACAAGUCCCGCAAUAAUGGGAAGGCGAAAUCCGCAUCGCAGGCCGGGAAUGGACAGCCAGUACAAGUUCCACGGGUCAAGUUCGGCUUGACCGAGGCGGAGUACAAGGUCCGCAGCCGCUACGGCAGCUGCUAUUGGUGCAACAGCACCAAGCACAAGACCUCCCUGUGCCAAGAUCAGGGCAAGGAGGAUGUGCGACCCCGCCUCAACUCGGGAAACUUAGUUCCGCGGAAGAUCGGAGAGGCGACCUGCAACGCCUUGAUCGAUUGCGGAGUAUCUCGCAACUACAUCAUCCAGGACUUCAUGGUGCGCGCCGGCCUUGGCCCACGCGUUCGGAGGAGGUCCCAGCCUACGCAAGUCACGUUGGCGGACGGUCACACGCACAAGUCCAUUGACCGGUGCAUUGACAACGUCCCAGUGUACUUUGCCCCUCACGCAAGUGAGGCGGUGUCCUUUGACAUUCUGGACACCAAAUUUGACAUGAUCUUGGGCAUGUCAUGGCUGCGAAGCGAGGAUCACCUGGUGAACUUCUUCCACCGCACCGUUCACAUUCGYGAUCGGAACGRAGUACUAGUUCCAUGCAYGGUGCCUCUUCCUYAUCCUUCGAUCARCUGCCACRUGGUAUCYGCCGCAAGCAUGCGASYUUCCAUCAUCAGAGACGACAUCGAGGAGAUGGGGGKGUGUUUUCUCCACGCCCUCCYGCCCCAUGACGCUUCAUCGACGGACUCACCUUCGGAUCCACGCAUCACCGAGCUUCUCGACGCCUACAGCGAUGUGUUCGAAGGCCCGCACGGAGUAGUACCGGAUCGACCCAUCCGCCACGAGAUCAUCCUCGAGGACGGGGCCRUACCUCCGCGCGGUUGCAUCUACCGAAUGAGCGAGGAAGAGUUAAGUGUGCUUYGGGCACAACUCGACGACCUUCUGGAGAAAGGCUGGAUUCGGCCUAGCUCAUCGCCAUACGGUGCUCCUGUUCUCUUAGUCCGGAAGAAGAACAAGGAUUUGCGGUUGUGCAUCGAUUAUCGCAAGCUCAACGCGCAGACGAUCAGAAACGCCAGCCCUCUCUCACGCAUCGACGAUCUUCUCGAGCGACUGGGCGGCGCCAAGUUCUUCUCCAAGCUCGAUCUCAAGUCGGGAUGUCACCAACUCGAGAUUCGCAAGGAGGACCGUUACAAGACCGCGUUUAAGACGCGAUAUGGGCAUAUCAAAUGGCUGGUUAUGCCAUUUGGCCUCACGAAUGCCCCGACCACUUUCCAAGCGGCUAUGACAACGGAAUUCCGACACAUGCUGGAUCGAUACGUACUUAUGUACCUCGACGACAUCCUUGUGUACAGCCGGAGUUUGGAGGAGCAUGUGGAACACAUGCGCACCGUUUUGGAGCGACUACGACAAGCCAAGUACAAGGCCAACCGCGACAAGUGCGAAUUCGCACGACAGGAGCUGGAGUACUUGGGACAUUAUGUGACGCCGCAAGGCAUCCGUCCGCUCGCGGACAAGAUCGAGGCCCUACGAGUAUGGCCCGAGCCCACCAACACCACGGACGUUCGUUCAUUCAUGGGAUUGGCGGGCUACUAUCAGCGAUUCAUCACCGGAUACUCCGGGAUUGCUGCACCUAUGACGAGGUUACAGUCGCCAAAGGUGCCAUUCGUAUUCGAUGACGACGCACGCUGGUCAUUCCAAGCACUUAAGACGGCUAUGCUCAUGGCACUCGUCCUUAGCAUCUAUGACCCCACCUUGCCGACGAGAGUGACUACGGACGCUUCCGACUAUGGCAUUGGGGCAGUCUUGGAACAACACGACGGCUACGACUGGCACCCUGUGGAGUAUUUCAGCCACAAAGUGCCUCCCAUCAACUCGCUUGAUGAUGCAAGGAAGAAGGAGCUGCUCGCAUUUGUCAUGGCUCUCAAGCGAUGGCGGCACUUCCUCCUUGGGCGUCGUAGGUUCACAUGGGUUACGGACAACAAUCCAUUGACCUACUACAAGACGCAGGAUACGGUGAGCAGCACGAUCGGACGAUGGAUGUACUUCAUCGACCAGUUUGACUUCACACCGAAACAUCUUCCCGGCCUCUCAAAUCGCGCAGCAUAUGCACUCUCGCGAAGACCUGAUCUUUGCGUUAUGACACAUCAUGCCUUCACAUUCAACGAGGAGUUUCAGCGACACUUCAUCCGGACAUACGAGUCUGAUCCGGACUUCGCCACGCUGUAUGCACAGCUAUCUUCGGAUCACCUGCCGGCCAGCCACUAUCGCAUUGCCGACGGGUACUUGCUCCUCCACUUGAGAGGCAAGGACUUACUAUGUGUCCCACGUGACCGCCGUCUUCGGACUCGCCUCCUCGGCAAGUAUCAUGAUUCGCGACUCGCCGGCCAUUUCGGAGUCAACCGCACUAUUGCACGGCUUCGACAACGAUUUCGAUGGCCCGAUCUCAUUACCGACGUCACUCGGUAUUGCGACUCUUGCCAAGUUUGCCGACGCAGCAAGCCCCGCAACCGCAAUCCCAUAUGGAGUCGCCCGGGAAACCUCUUCCAUGCCCACCAAACCAAUCAAUCAUCUUCUAUCUUGCCUGCACAGGAGAUGGCGCCGCACUCCAAUAUCGUAACCACCAUCCCUUACUCCUUUGCUGUGCACUCCAACCCACCACCACUCAUCGGGAGCUCACGCUUCUACCCAGCACGUCGUCACCAUGCGAAAGAGCGACAAUCCGGCUCGGCGCGCCAGGUCGGGCCGGGCGCAGCGCUCCCAGUAGCGUCGCUAACCCCAGCAUGAGCCUAAUAUCCUCUGCUCCCUCGUAUAAUCUCAGCCAGUACUAG
This is a messenger RNA of Chara braunii, 4218 nucleotides long. NCBI's taxonomy places the organism in Eukaryota, Viridiplantae, Streptophyta, Charophyceae, Charales, Characeae. The record is from the annotation of a GenBank genome assembly.